This is a messenger RNA of Drosophila arizonae, 926 nucleotides long. RefSeq names its product Seminase (gene Sems). The record is from RefSeq and is a predicted model, not a curated record. Gene Ontology annotation, biological process: proteolysis. Lineage: Eukaryota; Metazoa; Arthropoda; Insecta; Diptera; Drosophilidae. Gene Ontology annotation, molecular function: serine-type endopeptidase activity.
AUGCGGGUGGUAUUCGUGAUAUACUUUACACUAAUUCAACUUGGCCUGAGUCCUGAGUGUGAGGUUCGGGCUGAUGCUCCGCCUCAGACCGAGGUUCAGGUCAAGCCUGAGGAAUUUUCAAAUUUGAGAAAUCUUGUGAUGCCACCUGCAGUACAGCGUGUAAUCGGUGGCGAAGUAACAACGGUUGAAAAAGUCGGUGGAUUUAUUGUUUCGCUGCAUUAUGAAGGCAGCUUUGUGUGUGGGGGCUCUCUAGUGAGGGAGCGUAUUGUUCUGAGCGCUGCUCAUUGUUUUCUUGGUCGCACCAAGACGUCACUGUGGGUUGUCAAGGGUGGCGUCUCUAAUCUAAACGACGAUGGUCCCACAAUUGACGUGAAAGACUAUGUAAUACCCUCUGCUUUUGAUCAGUUCAGAAUGAAUAUGGAUGUGGCUGUGUUGCUUCUAGCCGCACCGUUGGUGGGCAAAAAUAUUAAAAAAAUCGAACUGUGCAAAACUAAAUUGUUACCGAGUAUGGUUCUCACUGUCUCCGGUUGGGGUCUAACUGAUCCUGAUGGCACCCAUGCGCAGCAAACCUUAAGAUCUGUUAGUGUGCCCGUUAUCAAGAAGAAGAAGUGCAAGCAAGUCUACCAGCCCUCUAUUGAGAUAACCAAUAGCAUGUUUUGUGCCAGCCUUUUGGGAAAGAAGGACGCGUGCACCUUCGAUUCGGGCGGUCCGUUUGUCUACAAGGAUGCCUCAGGACAUAAACAGCUUUGUGGCAUUGUCUCCUUUGGCAUUGGCUGUGCUAGCGCAAAAUAUCCGGGCGUCUACACCGACGUUAACUAUGUCAAGCCAUUCAUUUUGAAUACCAUUCAAAAUUUCGGAGGAGAAUGAAUGCUUUUAUUAAAGUGGCAUACGAAACAUUAUUAAAUUCAAAUCAAUUACUACUGAAC